GCGCGCCCUCUCCGACUGCUCAGACGGGACUGCACCUGUCCGCCGGAGAAGAGGAGGGAAGUUGAAGUCAGCCAAGCCCACGUGCUCAAACAAACAAAAUACUUGCGCAUGCUCCUCCAGAUCUUCAGACAUGCGCCCUCGCGCCGCCGGAAGUACUUUUGUAGUGGCUGGCCUUCACGUGGAUGGAGAUGGAGACUGAGCUGGGCGGUAGCGCCGGACCCGAUGCGGAUCCGGGCUCUCGAAGCUCCGGCUGCAGCCUCCGGCACUUUGCCUGCGAGCAGAAUCUGCUCUCCCGGCCCGAUGGCUCCGCCUCCUUCCUGCAGGGGGACACGUCUGUCCUGGUUGGAGUCUACGGUCCGGCCGAGGUCAAAGUCAGCAAGGAGAUCUUCAACAAGGCCACCCUGGAGGUGAUUCUGAAGCCCAAGAUCGGGCUGCCUGGAGUGGCAGAAAAAAGCAGGGAGCGGCUGAUCCGGAACACGUGCGAGGCUGUGGUUCUGGGGACCCUGCACCCCCGAACCUCCAUCACCAUCGCGCUGCAGAUCGUCAGCGACGCCGGCUCUCUGCUGGCCUGCUGUUUGAACGCAGCCUGCCUGGCCCUGGUGGACGCCGGUGUGCCCAUGCGGGCGUUGUUCUGUGGGGUCACCUGUGCCCUCGACCCGGAUGGGGCCCUCAUCCUCGACCCCACAGCCAAGCAGGAGAAGGAGGCCCGGGCCAUCCUCACCUUCGCCCUGGACAGUACUGAGCAGAAGCUGCUGAUGUCCACCACCAAAGGCCUGUACUCUGUGGCUGAGUUCCAGCAGUGUCUCGCCGCGGCCCAGCACGCUUCCCAUCACAUCUUUCGCUUCUACAGAGACUCUCUGCAGCGCCGCUACUCCAAGAGCUAGGUGGGAGCCAGGCCCGGCCCCCCGGGAACUCGGCCCCUCUGGAGAGGAGGGGAUGCAGCUCUGGGCACUGCUGCUCUCCCACCCUACGUUCCCCGGGAAGAUGGAGAUGCAGCUCCUCGGUGUGGGGGAGUCUGGAGGGGCUUGGGUGAGGGCUCUGGGGACACCCCUGUAAGCCUCAGUUUCCCCCUCAGUGCGGGUGGGGCAUUGGGCCUCCAGACCCUGUGAUCCCCUUGGAAGGAAGCCCUUUUGUGUUAUGUCCUGAAGAAUGGAGCAGAAGCAAGCAUUUUUGGGGCGCCUACUGUGUGCUGAGAAUCUUGCACUGUGGCAGCCCUGGGAAGGAGGUGAACCUGAGGCCUCCCUGCAUGGCCCCUUUCCCCCACCCCCCAAGAAGCUCCACUUUGCUGGAGGGAUCACCAGGCUUGGGGCGCUUGAAGAGGUGGAGAGAACGACUUCUGGGGGGAGAAAUCUGAUUCAAGAAUCUGCUUGUUUGUGUUCUCAGUGCCUGGCACGCAGUAGACACUCAAUAAAUGCUUGAUGUCAACUAAAA
Antechinus flavipes (yellow-footed antechinus) is the source of this 1431-nucleotide messenger RNA. It is a transcript of the gene EXOSC5, whose product is annotated as exosome component 5. The record is from RefSeq and is a predicted model, not a curated record. Lineage: Eukaryota; Metazoa; Chordata; Mammalia; Dasyuromorphia; Dasyuridae. Gene Ontology annotation, biological process: U4 snRNA 3'-end processing; rRNA catabolic process; nuclear mRNA surveillance. The coding region runs from base 183 to 884 and encodes 233 amino acids. The transcript is spliced from 6 exons. Gene Ontology annotation, cellular component: cytoplasmic exosome (RNase complex); nuclear exosome (RNase complex); nucleolus.